Molecule: messenger RNA, 3324 nt
Organism: Caenorhabditis sp. 36 PRJEB53466
Lineage: Eukaryota; Metazoa; Nematoda; Chromadorea; Rhabditida; Rhabditidae
Source: the annotation of a GenBank genome assembly
AUGUCGACGCGAAGUGGACUCCGUCUCCAGAAGCCUGAAGUGAAGAAGAAGGUUCCGUAUAAAAGAAAAGCCCCGGAAAGCGACGGAGAAGAUGAGGAGACUCGUGUGCAACUGCCAGGUAGAUGAUGACCGUUUUCAUUGAAGGGACCAUGUGCUUGCAGGUGAAAAUGCGUUUGAGCGGUUGGAAGCUCUUCUCGAGAAUACCAACAACUUCGCCAUCCCUAUCACCCAGGCUGAUAUUCGCGCAAUUCACGGUUAGUUUCAAGGGAAAACUGGAAUAAGAACUCAAAUUGCAGGAAAUUGUAAAACGAAACGGUUGAAUAAGCUGCAAAAGACGGACGCGCUUAACAUGGUGGCUCAAGGAUAUGAUCGAACUGCCACGUUUUACGACAGAACGCCUCGUUUCAUCAAAGGAGAAAUGAGAGAUUAUCAAAUCGAAGGGCUCAACUGGAUGAUUUCCCUUCAGAAGGCCGGCCUCAACGGAGUGCUCGCCGAUGAGAUGGGACUCGGAAAGACGCUUCAGACUAUCGCCCUUCUCGCGCACAACAAGAUUGUCGAAAAGACGACGUCUCCUUCCAUCGUCAUCGCUCCGUUGCCGACCAUUCUCAACUGGAAAGAUGAAGUGGAGCGCUUCUGUCCAAAAUUGCGAACUAUUGUGCUUGAUGGAACCAUGGACGAGAGAAAAGCAGUUUUCAAACAGAACGUGAAGAGUCAGAGCUUCGACAUCUGCAUUAUGUCCUACGAGACGGCCAUCAAACUGGACAGAGUCAUCCAGGCGGUUCACUUCAACUACGUCGUCAUUGAUGAAGCACAGAGAAUCAAGAACGACAAAGUGUCUCUGGCUGUGGCCGUCCGCUCUUUCCAUUCAACACGUCGUCUUCUUCUGACGGGCACUCCGUUCCAGAAUAACGUUCACGAGCUCUGGGCUCUUCUCCACUAUCUUGUGCCGGCCAUUUUCGACGACGCCGAGUCGUUCGAAGAGAUUUUUUCGAGUCAGAAUCUGUCCGCGGACGUCAAUCUGAUCAACAGACUUCACAGAAUCAUGAAUCCGUUCAUGUUGCGUCGUGUGAAGCACGACGUGGAGAAGAGUCUUAUGCCGAAAAAGGAGUACAAGAUGUACAUGGGACUGACCGAAUUGCAGAAGAAAUGGUAUUCGAAAGUGCUGAACAAAGAGAUUGAAAUCAUGAACAGAGAAGGAGUUCGUAACGCGAAGAAGUGAAAAAUCCCCUCCGAUAAUUUCCAUUUGUACAUUUUUUUUUCCAGAAUCUCGCACGUCCUCAUGGCUCUUCGUGAAGUCACCAACCAUCCGUACAUGCUUCCAGCUGCCGAGCCGGUCGGCCCUCCUUUCGUCACUGACGAAACCAUUGUGUCUUCUUCCGGAAAGAUGAUGGUUCUCGAUAAAAUGCUCGAGAAGUUUCAGGCGGAAGGCUCCAGAUGUCUCAUUUUCUCGCAGUUCACGAUGAUGCUAGAUAUUCUUGAAGACUACGCAAUCUGGAAACAGUAGAACAUUUCUCUACCACAAUUUUUUAUAUAAACAAAUUUCAGAAUCAAGUACAGCCGUUUCGAUGGAACAACGAUGAAUGAUGAAAGAUUCGAUAAGGUUCGCGAGUUUAACGCGGAAGGAUCCGAUACGUUCAUGUUCCUCAUGUCGACGCGUGCGGGAGGACUCGGAAUCAAUUUGGCCACUGCGGACGUCGUUGUCAUCUACGAUUCGGAUUGGAAUCCUCAAAUGGAUUUCCAGGCGAUUGCCCGUGCGCAUCGCAUCGGCCAAAAGAAACAAGUGCGCGUUUUCCGUCUGAUCUCUGAAGGUACCGUCGACGACUACAUGAUGCGCACCAACGAACAUAAAGUUCGUCUUGGAGGAGUUGUCAUUCAAGAUAGACAACAUCAGAUGGAAGCGACGAAAACGAAGGCCGAACUGCUGGAAGCGCUGAACGAGGCGGAGCAUCGUAUUGCCGCUGGAUCUCUGGAAUCGAUCGGGGAGAUCGAUCUGGAGAAAAUGUUCAAGGACGCUGAGGAGUUGGCUAUGAAGGAAGCGAACGAGAAGAAGAAGAAAUUGGCGGAAAGCAACCGGUAUUUGGUGCAUGAGAAAGGAGAGCAUGAGGUGCGUAGGAGAUGCGGAUAAUAUCAUGAUAAUUCUGAUUUUUGCAGAUUUGGGAGUAUUCCGGACAAAACCACUGGGUCAAUCCGAACAAAGAAUACAAAGAUCGCACCGUCGAAGAUCGCCUCCGCAAGAAUCCGAAGAAGACCGAAUGGGACGACCAUGCCGUCACUACGUCCGAGUUCUGGAGCAGACUCGGACUGCAUUUGGAUCACUAUGGUCAAAUCUGGAACUACCGUUUCUACCCACAGAGAUACGUGGAAUUGUGCCAGAAAAAGUUUGAUUAUUUGAAUGGACAAAAUCAGAUUCUGUACAUAAAAGCAUCUGAGAAAGUGACGAAGGGCGAUCGCAAAUGUCCUCCGUUAACGGACGAAGAAGCUACCCAGUUGCACGAAUUGGCCGUCGAGAAAGCGUGCUCGUGGAGCUUCAACAGAUUCUCCGUUUACGUGAAGAAUCUCGCGUCGACUGAUCGCUUCGAUCACCUAAAAUUGGCAAGAAGUAUCACUUGUGAUGAGGCGGAAGUUGUCCACUACUCGACAGUUCUGUGGGAGCGCAUCAACGAGUUGCCGAACAAAGACGAGAUUCUCGCCAAUGUGGAAGAGGUCACUAUGAAAUCUUGUUUUCCUAUUGCAUUUUUUAUUUUCCAGUACGCAAUGGAGUGCGAAAACAACAAGAAAAUGACCGAAAUGAUUGGAAAGAAGCUGGCCAUGUUCGCCGAUCCUGCCACCGAGAUGACGUUCGCAUAUGCUCUUCUGCUCUGGGACGAGCCGUUCGAUCAUUUCCUCAACGAGGAUCGGUUAGUUUUUUGUAGCCGAGUUCGAAUUCACAUAGCGUUUUCAGCUUCAUUGUGAUGUUCAUGCACGAGAAGGGUUACGAUACGACUAGUCUCGGAUCACUCAUGCAGGCGAUCAAACUUCAGCCCCGUUCGAGUUACUGGCCGUGCCAGAAGGCUGGAUCUGGAGUAGGCGAUUCACUGUUUGAUUUUUUCUGAUCUUCGAUUUUAGGUCGUCAAGAAACGUCUCACUUAUCUGAUGAAACUGAUCGAGAAGGAGCUCUGUCAACCGAAGCUGGAUCCUGAGAACGCUGAGAACCUGGAAGAAACUACAAACGAGACCGCAGACGGUGCUGACGAGCCUGAAGGAGCUGCCGACGAGACCGCCGAGCACAAAAAAAAGCCAGUCAAAGAAGAUGGCAUUGACGAGCAGAACAAUUCUGUUUAUUAG